GCUGUGGCGACGGUGCUGUCCUGCGAUGGUGUCGAUGUCCUGCGAUGGUGUCGAUGUCCUUCCACAUCCAGAGCAGAUGUUCCAAGCGGCAACUUGCCUCCGCUCUCGGUCGGUUCGUUGCCUGUGCCGACUUGUCACUGCCGAUCCUCCAUCGACAUUGAUCCAUCGAUUGUACCCAUCGGUCGCUCUGGUUGUCGGUGGUCCGAUCCAUUCGCUCGGUCGAUCCGUCUGCUCGUCCUGUUGAUCCGUCUGCUCGUCCUGUUGAUUGCCGUCUCCGUGAACAGGCUUGGCUGUUGUCGACGAUCCACCGACCCAGCAGACACCCGGCCACCGCUCUUGCUCAGAACCCGUCCCGUCCCUGCACAACCGCCCUGUCGAAUACAAACCCGCAUCGACAGGCCGCUGAUGGCCGUUCACGGACUCGCGGGUGUCGUCGAUGAUCGACCGCCGUUGAGGAACGAGGUGGGUGUUUAUUGACCAGCACACUGGGCCUGUCCAAGCCGUGUCCGGGACUGC
Messenger RNA from Polychytrium aggregatum, 516 nucleotides. RefSeq lists its product as uncharacterized. The annotation marks the transcript as partial. NCBI's taxonomy places the organism in Eukaryota, Fungi, Chytridiomycota, Chytridiomycetes, Polychytriales. The transcript has a single exon. The record is from RefSeq and is a predicted model, not a curated record.